UUUUUUUACCAGUUCCCAUCUGUCUCCACCUACGGGCUCCGCCUUUCAGCCGCGGCGCCGGCGUUCCGAUCCACCUUUCUCCGCCAUGGAAGAGGUAUGCGAGGGCAAGGAAUUCUCGUUCCCCAACCAAGAGGAGCGCAUCUUGCUCUUGUGGUCCGAUAUCCGGGCCUUUGAGAAUCAGCUCAAGCGCACGGAGUCUAAGCCUGAGUAUAUCUUCUACGAUGGCCCUCCCUUCGCCACGGGGAAGCCUCACUACGGCCACAUCCUCGCAGGCACCAUCAAGGAUGUCGUCACUAGAUAUCAGUCCAUGUGCGGCUGGCAUGUCACCCGCCGCUUCGGAUGGGAUUGCCAUGGCCUUCCUGUUGAGUUUGAAAUUGAUACCAAGCUUGGCAUCCGAUCUCGGGAUGAUGUCUUUGCAAUGGGUAUUGCCGCCUACAAUGAGGAGUGCCGUGGCAUAGUCACUCGCUAUGUUGCUGAAUGGGAGGAGGUCAUCACCCGCACUGGGCGCUGGAUCGAUUUCAAGAACGAUUACAAGACCAUGGAUCCCCAAUUCAUGGAAUCGGUGUGGUGGGUUUUUGCCCAGCUUUUCAAGAAAGGGCUUGUUUACCGAGGAUUUAAGGUCAUGCCGUAUAGCACUGGUUGCAAGACCCCGCUCUCCAACUUCGAGGCGGGUUUGAAUUACAAGGAUGUGCCAGACCCAGCAAUUGUGGUUGCUUUUCCUUUGAAGGAUGAUCCACAGAAUGCAGCGCUUGUAGCGUGGACAACUACGCCGUGGACGCUCCCAAGCAAUCUUGCUCUGUGUGUUAAUGCUAAUUUUGUCUACGCCAAGGUUAAGGACAAGUCUAGUGGGGUGAUUUACAUUGUAGCAGAAUCUAGGUUGUCCUCCUUGCCUAGCAGGAAAACAAAGCCCUCUGCUGGAAAUUCUGCUGCACAAGAAAGUUCUAAGAGCAAGGGAGCAGCCAAUGGUAAAUUUGAAAAUAAGGGAACAGUUGAUGGUAAAGUCAAGAGUGGCUUGGAUACUGAAACAUAUGAAUUAUUGGAAAAGAUAACAGGGGCUUCCCUGGUUGGCAAGAAAUAUGUGCCACUAUUUGACUAUUUUGCAGAGUUCAGUAACGCAUUUAGGGUGGCCGCGGACAAUUAUGUCACGGAUGAUAGUGGAACUGGUAUAGUUCAUUGUGCUCCAGCAUUUGGUGAGGAUGAUUACCGAGUUUGCGUUGAAGCUGGUAUUAUUCAAAAGGAUGAGGACCUUGUUGUAGCAGUUGAUGCUGAUGGGUGUUUUACUGAGAAAAUUUCGGAUUUUCAUGGUCGCUACGUGAAGGAUGCUGACAAGGAUAUUAUAAAUGCUGUAAAGGCAAAGGGAAGACUUGUGAGCACUGGAAGCAUGGUGCACUCCUAUCCUUUUUGCUGGAGAUCGGACACUCCUCUUCUCUAUAGGGCUGUUCCUAGCUGGUUUGUGUCUGUUGAGAAGAUUAAAGAUCAAUUGCUAGAGAGCAAUAAACAAACAUACUGGGUGCCUGACUAUGUUAAGGAAAAACGUUUUCAUAAUUGGCUUGAGAAUGCUAGAGAUUGGGCUGUUAGCCGAAGUAGAUUUUGGGGGACUCCUCUACCAGUAUGGGUUAGUGAGGACGGUGAGGAAAAAGUCGUUAUUGAUUCAAUUGAUGAACUUGAAAGACGUUCGGGCAUUAAGGCUACUGAUCUACAUCGCCAUUUCAUUGAUCAUAUCACCAUUCCUUCUAGCCGUGGUCCUAAACAUGGUGUUCUACGCCGUGUUGAUGAUGUGUUUGACUGCUGGUUUGAGAGUGGGUCUAUGCCAUAUGCUUAUAUUCAUUAUCCAUUUGAGAAUGUUGAACUCUUUGAAAAGAAUUUUCCUGGUCAUUUUGUGGCUGAAGGCCUUGACCAAACUCGUGGGUGGUUUUAUACUCUCAUGGUACUUUCUACUGCUUUAUUUGGAAAACCAGCAUUUAGAAAUCUCAUCUGCAAUGGCCUUGUUCUGGCAGAGGAUGGAAAGAAGAUGAGCAAGAGGUUAAAGAACUACCCUUCGCCCAUGGAAGUAAUUGGUGAUUAUGGAGCUGACGCAUUACGACUAUACCUUAUCAAUUCACCUGUUGUCCGUGCUGAGCCAUUGAGGUUUAAGAAGGAUGGCGUGUACAGUGUUGUCAAAGAUGUCUUCCUUCCGUGGUAUAAUGCUUACAGGUUCCUUGUUCAAAAUGCUAAGAGGCUGGAGGUUGAAGGUUUUGCACCAUUUGUGCCCAUUGAUCUUGCAACUCUCCAGACAUCUUCAAAUGUGCUUGACCAGUGGAUCAAUUCUGCUACUGAAAGCCUUGUUCAAUUUGUUCGACAAGAAAUGGAUGCUUACCGUUUGUAUACGGUUGUGCCAUAUCUUCUGAAAUUUAUUGACAAUCUGACAAAUAUAUAUGUAAGAUUUAAUCGGAAGAGGCUGAAGGGCCGUACUGGAGAAGAUGACUGCAGAAUCUCAUUGUCAACACUAUACCAUGUGCUUUUAACUACUUGUAAGGCAAUGGCUCCAUUUACGCCUUUCUUCACUGAGGGUCUGUAUCAAAACUUGCGCAAAGUUUUGGAUGGUGCUGAAGAAAGUAUUCAUUACUGUUCUUUUCCUUCAUCGAAAGGAAAGAGGGAGGAGCGCAUUGAACAAAGUGUGACAAGGAUGAUGACCGUCAUCGAUCUUGCUCGUGCCAUCAGAGAGCGUCAUAACAAACCUCUCAAAGCACCAUUAAAGGAGAUGGUUGUUGUGCAUCCUGAUGCAGAUUUUCUUGAGGACAUCACAGGCAAAUUACGAGAGUAUGUGAUGGAGGAACUGAAUGUCAAAGCUAUCAUUCCAUGCAAUGAUCCUUUGAAAUAUGCUUCUUUACGUGCUGAGCCUGAUUUCAGUGUAUUAGGUAAGAGACUGGGAAAAUCCAUGGGAACUGUUGCCAAGGAGAUCAAGGCAAUGUCACUGCCUGACAUCCUAGCAUUUGAGAAAUCUGGUGAAGUCACAAUUUCUGGGCACUGUUUGAAGCUGAAUGAUAUCAAGGUUGUAAGACAGUUCAAGUGUCCAGACAAUGUAACCGAUAAGGAGAUUGAUGCUGCUGGUGAUGGCGAUGUUCUGGUGGUAUUGGACCUGCGGGCAGAUGAAUCAUUGUUUGAGGCAGGACUUGCUCGUGAGGUUGUUAAUAGAAUUCAGAAAUUGCGCAAGAAAGCUGGCCUAGAACCAACUGAUAUUGUGGAAGUUUACUAUGAACCGCUUGAUGAUGGAAAGCAGAUUUUGGAGAAUAUUGUUAGUUCACAAGAACAAUACAUCCGAGAAUCCCUGGGUUCUUCCUUGCUACAUCAUACUUUGUGUCCUCCCCAAGCUGUGGUAUUCUAUAAGGAGGAAUAUAGAGGUGUAUCUGGUGUUUCAUUCAUCAUCAGCUUAGCAAGGCCUGCACUUAUCUUCAAAUCAGAAGCUAUUCUCAGAUUAUUUUCAGGAAACAAAAUGUAUGCUGAAGCCUUGCAAACAUAUCUGUUAUCCAGAGACUUGUCAAAUUUGAAGUCGGAGUUUCAAGCUGAGAAGGGCAAGAAAAAGGUUGGAUGCCUCGAGCAUCUGCCCGAGGUUGAAGUUGAGUUAGGAAAACAUCUUUUCGUAAGUGUCGGGGAUUACUACUUGAGCAGAACAGAAUAGAUUCAUCAUGCAUACAUCCGCAAUUUUUUCGUCUCUCCAAAUCUUAUUGACCAGGCCACAGCCCAUAUUGUUCAUAUUUCUUUUAAAGGCAAAAGCUUUAUUAUUAUUAUUAUUAUUAUUAUUAUUAUUAUUAUUAUUAUUAUUAUUUUAAAAAAACUGCUUUGGCAAACUCUUAGAGGAAAACUUAUGUUGUUUUGAUCGGUAAGAGUGAUUUUUAUCUAUGAGGAUGGCAGAUAAUAGGCCUAUCAUUUUCAAAA
This is a messenger RNA of Dioscorea cayenensis subsp. rotundata (Guinea yam), 3915 nucleotides long. Its product is annotated as isoleucine--tRNA ligase, cytoplasmic-like. Bases 86 to 3658 code for a protein of 1190 amino acids. Gene Ontology annotation, molecular function: isoleucine-tRNA ligase activity; aminoacyl-tRNA deacylase activity; tRNA binding. NCBI's taxonomy places the organism in Eukaryota, Viridiplantae, Streptophyta, Magnoliopsida, Dioscoreales, Dioscoreaceae. The transcript has 26 exons. The record is from RefSeq and is a predicted model, not a curated record. Gene Ontology annotation, biological process: isoleucyl-tRNA aminoacylation.